CAUAGAACUUAAGAGCAGGAGUAGGCUAUUUGGUCCUUCCACCUUGCUCCACUAUUCAAUAAAAUCAUAGCUGAUCUGAUUGUCAUCUCAAAUACACUUUUGUUUCUGUCCAUCCAUAACACUCAAUUCCCACCUCGAUCAUAUUGCUUUUCAGCCAAUAUAAGUUCUUGAUUCACCACCUGGGAGUGGGUUGGGUGUGGGGUUUUCCCUCUGGUUGCUAUUUGUUUGCAGCUUCAUAACCAUAACAUAAACACCUCUUUUGAUAGUUACUUUUGUAAAAUUGUGCAUCUGGUCUUUUAGAAUACUUUAGGAUGUUACUAAAAACUGAAACUCCUCAAUUUUACAAUAUUGCUAAUACGGUCUGACAGAGGAAAUUUUUCCUAUUGGUGAGCUUUUAAUUUUGAAUGGGUCAUUGUGACCUAUGCUUAAAGGCAUCGUUCACCGAAGGCGUGUAUAGUUUUCUAACUUAAAUAGCAUAGCAGCGGCAUACUUUUGAAGUGCAGCAUUGAGUGGAAAAGUUAUUUUCUAUCAAUAGCCACAUGUUCCACCCGGUGUAAUUUUGUUAGCUGUGCUCCUGCUGAACUUCCGAGUGAAAGAGCAAAACUCAAUCCCUUUACUUUCUGGGCCUUGAGUUCCACUGGGCGUCAACCGAUAUGAGCCACUUAUCAGGCUGCUGUAACAGCCAGAAUGCGCAUCAGGCUAUCACGCAGCAUUUUAAACCGAAAAUGAUUCAGCUGUUUUGCACUAUCUGUGUGUUAAACCUGAAUAAUGUUUCCUUUUUUCGGGCUGGGACUUUUUCAAAGAAAGACGACUCUGAAUGUUUAACUUAAAUAUAGAAAUAUAUUUUACUACAACUUUGCAUGUAAAGGAAAUAAAUGAUUGAAAAGCACAUAAAUCAGAUUGAACGAAGAGUGAAAUAUAGAGAUAACAGAUCCCAUUGGUUUUUAUCGUUGAAGCCUUGUUCACCGACGGGCAAGUGGACCCCGCGGGUAUCCCACACUCUUCGUGGCUUCAUUCCAGCGCUGAAUACCAUUGGCAUCCGGAAAUGAUGAAAAUUGUGGUCUGGGGAGAAAAGGAGGAAAAAAGGCUCUCUGUGAAGAAAAGUGAAGAAAUGAGUUGGAGAGGAAUAAUGAUUGCUGAUUCUGUUUCUGGCAUCUGCGCCUGAGUGAGCUGCUUGGCAGAUGUCCCAGGUGAAAGAGCCUCAAGGGCCUGAAGGGCCAGAAGAGGACAUUUUUACGGAAAACAGUCUUUUGCUCCACACUGACGAUACCAAUAAGCCUGAGGAGGGGAGAGAAGUUGCACAGCAGGAGGCCUUACCUUCACCAGGUAACUGGGCCAUACAUCAAGAUGCAGCACACCCAUCAACCAUGGUGAAUGACACUACUGGUGAUCUCAUCAGAACUCAACCUCAAUCGCUGCCUUGGCCAACUACUUCAGCACUGGAACAGACUGAGGGGGAAACUGGCAAAUUGCAAAAUGGCCACUCGAGUCUGAGUAAUGUAAAUGGAAUCCACAAUGGGAUCACACAUGGGAUUCCAGACCACAGAAAACUCUCUGCUCCAGUCUCUCAGAAAAUGCACAGAAAACUCAAAUCAAGCCUUUCUGUGAGUAGUAAUGGCAGCAGGAAAAGCAAGUUAAGCUCUACAAACUCUCAGAAACCAACAUCCACACCAGAAGACUGCUGAGGAGGAACUUUGCAGAAUAACCUUGAGCAGGCAUUCAGAUUUGUGGUCAUCAUGCAUGCUCCAUGACUUUGUCAACAAGAGGAAGCAGCCCUUACCCACAACCCAGGGAGCAAAAGGUGCAAGAGGAGAAGUGGAGGAGCAGCAUCAACCAUCAGUGCCCAGGGCUGGCAAAGCUCUUAAAGAGCAGUUCAUUGAAGAGCAGUUCACCUGAACCAUUCCUCGCAUUCCCAAUACAAUGGCAAUUUUGCAAUCCUUACCACCACUGUCAAUAUCAGCACCUUCCUUCAAUGCAGCUUUAUGAGUCUUGCCCUCACUUGCCUACAAAUAUAAACACCAAUCCUGAACCCAGAAUUAAAAGAAACAGAUUUAUCAAACAACUGAAUUCCAGCUGUAGCCAAUAUUUGAAAGGAACAAUUAAAAAUAACCCUUCUGCCUUUUUUGAGCUCAUCUACUUAUGCUAGUGCUGCUACAAUGGCUACUGCUUAGGAGGCUGCUGAGCUUUCAUUGAGGACUCUUCAAAUGGACUCUAGCAGCUCUGGGCCUUGAGUUCAGGCUGAAGCAUUUUGCCAUAUGUUGGGCAGUCUGGCACAUCUACUUAUAUGGUGAUAACACAAGCAUUAGUGAAUGGGUGGCAAGGGAGCAGGCAUGCUGUAAUCCCGAGAGAAAAUAGCAAGUGCAUCUUCCAUGAAGUCACAACCCCUCUUGGGACUGAACCUCUGAACCUUUUUGAUUCUGCUCAAUAAGCAAGUGCAGGAGUAAUGAGACUGUGAUACCUUGUUAGCUACUAUGGAAGCAGUAAGAUCUGUUAGCAUAGGAUUAAUCACUGUGGACACCACUGGCAUGUUCAUUGGUGCUGACUGAUCAGUUCAUGGUGGAGAGAAUAGUACCCAUGCUCUGCAUGAAUCUUUAGCAAAAUAGGAGAUAAGACUCCUCUAUGUCCUAAACCGUUGUAUGCUUUCAGGUUGCCCAUCAGUUACCCUUGUAAUGUGGGUUCUCAAUAUUUGCAUUGGAGUCUUCUAGAGCAGGGGUAGCCUGCGAUCUCUCCCUUCAACAAGCUGACAUAGUUCCAUCUCAGCUCCUUGUGCUAGCUCCCUGCAUAUUCCCUGCUCGGUGUUUCAUCAUGUGAAGACACUUCCUCAAGCUGACUGUCUAAAGUAAUCGUGUUGCCGAUAUCUACGCAUGUACUCGUCAAGUGUGCUCCGAUCAAGUGAUGGUUAGCCUUCAGGAAGGCUAGUCCCCUCUUCCUGAAGUGGCAGAGGUACUUUCACAUUUUCAGCCCCUUAAAAUGAAAGGAAAGGACAUGCGUUAGAUUUUAGAAGAGAGAAAAGUGGCUGCUGAAUGCAUCUGCCCUUUUUCAUAUAACAUGUAUAGGGUGAGAUAGAGAUGAAGAGGAUAAGGUGAAGAAACGCUGCACAACCUCCCCUCCAGCAUUGCCAUUACCACAGCCAUCAUUACAUCUUUAUUCAUGAUAACCAGAUUGUUUCCUUCCAUUAGGCGAAAGUGUGCGGGCUGAUUCAGCAUUCCUUCAAUGGCAGCCUUCCCCACAAGGAAGUGGGGGUGUGUUAGUGAUGGUCUUGAAACAGUUUGUGAAUGUGCCUACCAUGAUGAAUAGUUGGUAUGCACUGUAAGGUAUGAAGUGUGGAGAAGUGAGAGCUGAAAUAGUGAUGUUUGUGUAAUUAAAAGGAGGUGUAGUGAAGAGUGAUGCAGAUUGUAGGAAAGUGAAGAGAAGCAAAGAGGUGUUUUUUCUAAGUGGAGUGACUGUAGGUGGCGUAAGCGUGAGCAGGGAGUGUGAGCGGCCAAUAUUGCCUUGAUAACUCUGGUGAGAUCAUUCUGCAAGAUUGUAGGUAUGUCCUGGGAGUUAAACUUCUAGCAUUGACUUCUUUCAAAUGACAGAGAUGUUGCCUUCGGGCUUUCUGUCCUUGGGAAGUUCAGGCCUUCUUUCUAUCCAUUAGCUUGCUAGGGCCUCCAAAGCAAGAGAAUCCGGGAACCCGAUUUGCAGGAUUUAUAGUCAUUCCUCUCUGGGUUAGUGUUUUAAGUUCAUUGUAUUUUAAGUUCACUUUUACUUGAAAUUGUUUCAGGAUUCACUGCCAUGGAAACCAGGUUAGAGAAAUCAUUAUUCUUAGAUAAAGUUGGCUAGUUUCAACAAAAAGCCAUAGAUGGUAGAGAUAACAAGUGGUACAAAGUUGUGGAUACUUGUUGAAAUACAUUGAUUCAGUAGUGUGUUGGGAACAUUAGACACGACUGCAGUGAACAAUAGCCUGGUUCAUCAGCCUGAUCAGGGAUAAAAACUGCAAUGAGUCAACUUCGGUGUGUCUAUCUAUUCUGUCUAUUUUACAAAAAUAUUUUUGAGGGUUAUUUUCACUUUCAGUGCAGGCACAAACCUGGUAGUUGCAGAUUAGCUAUCUGUUAUACAACCUAUCAGUGUGCUAAAAACAAAAUUUACUCUCAUAUCAGUUGUUGGCAUAUCCUGAGUUAACUGUAUGAGGAUUGCAUGAGAGCCAAUUAUGUGAGAAUGAAGGUUACUGAUUGUUAAUUGUGGCAGUGAUUAUUUUAGUGCAUUUUUACUUGGUCUGGGUGGACUAAGUUGUCCAAUUGGGGAAAAUCAGAAGGAUGCAGUUCUUUUUCCAUGUGUGAAGGAAGUGAUUUUUCCACUUUGAAUUAGUAAGAGAGCUGAGGUUACCGCACUUUUAGUAAGAGACAUGUUAAAUUAGGGAUCUGUAAAAAGAAUUGCUGAAAUGAAUCCCUAAAGCCUCAAACAUCUGAAAUGUAUAAUUACAAUAAAAUAUGUCCAGAUUGUGAUA
Molecule: messenger RNA, 4486 nt
Organism: Carcharodon carcharias (great white shark)
Lineage: Eukaryota; Metazoa; Chordata; Chondrichthyes; Lamniformes; Lamnidae
Product: myoD family inhibitor domain-containing protein-like
Exons: 5
Coding region: 1182-1685 (167 amino acids)
Source: RefSeq, a predicted model, not a curated record